GCUUUAUUCUCUACGCCUUACCAUUCCAUUGACAACAAAGAAUAUGGAAGUUAAGUAGGAAAUUGAAGGCCCUUCCCCGUGUUACUCCAUGUUUAUAGCGGGUCUUGAUGAACAAUUCCACGUUGAAAUCCUGCAGGGAGAAUAAACAACAAUGAUGGACCCGUCCCUCCAGUCAAUCCUUGACAUCAAAGUAAUCUGUAUCGAAACGCCCAGCCUUGUUGUGUUUCAAGGUGCAGAUAACUCUUCUUUCUGUUGGCAGUUCCCAUUGUACUCGUUGUACGCUCAAUGCUGUCUGAUAUAAAAACGACGCUGACUAUUUUCGAAUUACGUACCAACGAGGUCUUCUCUUCUUCUUUUUCUUAUCCAUAUUGCAUCCCUACGUGUUAUCAGUUAUCUCAAAAGGCAGAUUUCAUCUUGCAAGAGCCAACAUGUGCCAACUCACAGUGAACUGGCAUAUCUGUAGCCACCUCGUCCCUCAGAAGGAGACUUGUCAAUUCGACAGCCUUUCUGAACACAAACCGCGUGAGAGUACAGCCAUAUUUGAUGAAUCUCUCUGUUGGCUAUGCGAACAAUCCCCGUCGGAGUUCAUCAAUGCUAUGGUUACUACUCAACUGACGGCACAGGAUGUCAUCAAUGCACUGGGUGUAUCUGAAAACCAUCCAAACCUGAUGACCAUCAUUGGAAAAUAUUUUGACAGAUAUGAGAAUGGACAUAUGUCUAAUAUGAGGUUCAGAUUCGAUAGGGUUCUGGAUGGUUUGGAUAUGCCACGGCCUGAAGGUCACGAGCAGAAUCUGAACGCGCAAUUGAAUGCUCUUUCGGCGUUGGCUGCUGUCAACAAUGCGCAUACUUCCGCGAAUAUGCAGUCUCUUUCUCAGCUUCAAGCCCAGGGACUGGGUGCAUCAAUCGCGGGAAACCAGAGCAAUAUGGCAAUCACUAGUAUGUCGAUGCCAAAUGGUGGAAAUGUCUCCAGUGAUCAACAAGAUACUGUUAAUCCCGCACACAUGACUGUGGGAAAUACCACCGCAGAGCUCCUCGACUUGGACGACAUGUUCCCGACGUUGGAUGACCACCAGUCACUGAUCACUAUGGAGCAUCUGGAGUCGCUGCAGGCGCACAGAGACAUGGAUAUUUCCGACACAGAAAGCAGCGAUAGUGAGGAUUCUGUGGGAACUCCCGGUGUUGAAAACACUUAAGAUCUCGGGAAAUAAACAGCCGUCGCCAGCGAGAACUGAAUUUCAUGAGCAUGUGUUCGAAUUAGACCGUGUCAUGUCUGAAGACCAAAACAUUACCUCUCAAACGCAAUCCAACAUUUCAUAUCCGUUGUACACUCAGAACACUCAAAUCGAUCAUCUGACAUCUGCUGAACAUCGUGAAUUUUCGAGCUCCAAUCUACACCAUCUGACCGUCAUUAAUGCUUUGAAUCAUCAGCUGGAAACUCAAGGUCCGAGCUACGAACUU
This is a messenger RNA of Paecilomyces variotii, 1458 nucleotides long. RefSeq lists its product as hypothetical. NCBI's taxonomy places the organism in Eukaryota, Fungi, Ascomycota, Eurotiomycetes, Eurotiales, Thermoascaceae. The record is from RefSeq and is a predicted model, not a curated record. The transcript has 2 exons. Bases 429 to 1193 code for a protein of 254 amino acids.